This is a messenger RNA of Galeopterus variegatus (Sunda flying lemur), 2362 nucleotides long. RefSeq names its product RAD17 homolog (S. pombe) (gene RAD17). The transcript is spliced from 15 exons. Gene Ontology annotation, cellular component: Rad17 RFC-like complex; nucleus. Bases 1 to 2217 code for a protein of 738 amino acids. NCBI's taxonomy places the organism in Eukaryota, Metazoa, Chordata, Mammalia, Dermoptera, Cynocephalidae. Gene Ontology annotation, biological process: DNA damage checkpoint signaling; mitotic DNA replication checkpoint signaling; DNA repair. The record is from RefSeq and is a predicted model, not a curated record. Gene Ontology annotation, molecular function: chromatin binding; DNA clamp loader activity.
AUGUUCGAAAGCAACAUAGUCCCCAGCGCGAUAGCUCUGGGCGCCUCGGCUCACGCGCCCUGCGCACGACAGGGAGGAGACGGAAGGGGCGGGCAGGGCAAGCGCCGGCGGCCCAGAGGUCCUCGAGUCCUUGCACGGCGCUCCCGACCCACCUCCGCGGCCAGUCGCCGACCAUUGGUUACCUGGCCUUCUAUGACACGCUUCCAUAGCAUGGUCGGAGGCAGGGGCACAACUCGGGUUCGCGCUUUGAGUCAGGCAGUGCGGUGGAUGCCUAAGUCACUCACUCCUGUGGUGGUCCCCGCCUUUCGGGCUGCGACGCGGAAGCGCCGACCACUCUGGAAGGUAAUAGACUGGGUAGACCCAUCAUUUGAUGAUUUUUCAGAGAGUACAGGCAUCUCUACUAUUACUGCCACAUCCUUAGGUGUGAAUAACUCAACUCAUGGAAGAAAAAAUGUGCCUUCCACAUUAGGAAGUAGUAGAUUUCCAGCUAGGAAAAGAGGAAAACUGUCUUCCUUAGAACAGAUUUGUGGUCUAGAAAAUUCAAAAGAAUAUUUGUCUGAAAACGAACCGUGGGUGGAUAAAUAUAAACCAGAAACUCAGCAUGAUCUUGCUGUGCAUAAAAAGAAAAUUGAAGAAGUUGAAACCUGGAUAAAAGCUCAAGUCUUAGAAAAGCAACCAAAACAGGGUGGAUCUAUUUUAUUAAUAACAGGUCCUCCUGGGUGUGGAAAGACAGCUACUAUAAAAAUACUGUCAAAGGAGUAUGGUAUUCAAGUACAAGAGUGGAUUAAUCCAGUUUUAUCAGACUUCCAAAAAGGUGAUUUCAAGGAGAUGUUUAAUCAUGGUAAGGAUUUACCUAACCAAUUUUAUCGAGAUUCUCAUGCUUUACAUGAAGUUCUAAGGAAGUAUGUGCAGAUUGGUCGAUGUCCUCUUAUAUUUAUAAUCUCUGACAGUCUCAGUGGAGAUACUAAUCAAAGGUUACUAUUUCCCAAAGAAAUUCAAGAAGAGUGUUCUAUCUCGAAUAUUAGUUUCAACCCUGUGGCACCAACAAUUAUGAUGAAAUUUCUUAAUCGAAUAGUGACUAUAGAAGCUAAUAAGAAUGGAGGAAAAAUUAUGAUCCCUGAUAAAACUUCUCUAGAGUUGCUCUGUCAAGGAUGUUCUGGUGAUAUCAGAAGUGCAAUAAACAGCCUCCAGUUUUCUUCUUCAAAAGGAGAGAACAAUUUUUGGCCAAGGAAAAAAGGAGUGUCAUUAAAAUCAGAUGCUGCACUGUCAAAAUCAAAACGAAGAAAAAAACCCGAUAGGAUUUUUGAAAAUCAAGAGGUCCAAGCUAUUGGUGGCAAAGAUGUUUCUCUCUUUCUCUUCAGAGCUUUGGGGAAAAUUCUGUAUUGUAAAAGAGCAUCUUUAACAGAAUUAGACUCACCUCGGUUGCCUCCUCAUUUAUCAGAGUAUGAACGGGAUACAUUACUUGUUCAACCUGAGGAAGUAGUAGAAAUGUCACACAUGCCAGGAGAGUUAUUUAAUUUAUAUCUUCAUCAAAACUACAUAGAUUUCUUCACCGAAGUAGAUGAUCUCGUGAGAGCCACUGAAUUUCUGAGUUUUGCAGAUAUCCUCAGUGGUGACUGGAAUAUACGUUCUUUACUCAGGGAAUAUAGUACAUCUAUAGCCACAAGAGGUGUGAUACAUUCCAACAAAGCCCGAGGAUUUGCUCAUUGCCAAGGCGGAGGAUCCAGUUUUCGUCCCUUGCACAAACCCCAGUGGUUUCUAAUAAGUAAAAAGUAUCGGGAAAACUGCCUGACAGCAAAAGCACUUUUUUCUGACUUCUGCCUACCAGCUUUGUGCCUCCAAACUCAGUUGUUGCCAUACCUUGCUCUGCUAACCAUUCCAAUGAGAAAUCAAGCUCAGAUUUCUUUUAUCCAAGAUAUUGGAAGACUUCCUCUGAAGCGACACUUUGGAAGAUUGAAAAUGGAAGCCCUGACUGACAGGGAGCAUGGAAUGAUAGACCCUGACAGCGGAGAUGAAGCCCAGCAUAAUGGAGGACUGCCUGCAGAGGAAGCUGUAGAUGAGCCCAGUCAAACCAUUGAACCUGAAACCUGGUCUCUUCCUUUGAGUCAGAACAGUGGGAAUGAACUGCCCGCCAGCCAGCCUCAGCCCUUUUCAUCCCGAGGAAACAUGGAAGAAGAAGACAUGAUAAUAGAAGACUAUGAGAGUGAUGGGACAUAGAAACCAGCCUGCCCAUCAGACUGCUACUGAUAGAUUGAUUUUAGUUUUAUGCAGUGGUACUUGAAAAGAGUUAGUAUACUUUUCUGGUGAAUUACAGUUUGUUAAUUCUUCAUUAUUAUGUUAUUUCAUCACAAGUAACUGACUU